Messenger RNA from Hypoxylon fragiforme, 3686 nucleotides. RefSeq lists its product as uncharacterized. The transcript has a single exon. Bases 493 to 3399 code for a protein of 968 amino acids. The record is from RefSeq and is a predicted model, not a curated record. Lineage: Eukaryota; Fungi; Ascomycota; Sordariomycetes; Xylariales; Hypoxylaceae.
CCUUUUCUCCCACCAAGCAUUUCCCACUUUGAUCAAUUCAAUCCCACGAUCUUCCACAUCUUACUAUCGAGUCCCGCGUUUUCGAUAAAUCUUCACAUCCCACAAAGUGUCACUCGAUUUAUUUUAUAUACACUACUCUACUUAGUAGUACCCUGCCAAUUUAACAGCGUUGUCAGAUAAAUGUCAAUUAUUUAUUAGACUUUGGUUGUUGGAAAAGCACCUGCAGCGCAUGACGGCUGUAUUCUUCCAGAAAAAACCUUCCCUUCCUUUUCCCUCGCCUCACCACGCCUCGCCCUGUUCGGAAUAGCUUCGACUUCCUAUGAAUCCUACUUCGGAUCGACUUGUUAAGUCCAGACUCGACUCUUCCCUGGUUUGUCGUCCGGUGAGUCUGCGUGAAGUCUCGGAGGAGAGAGAUACAGGUAUCGUCGUCGCCUUCGGUUGACUGGCUGGCUCGGAACAAGCUUCUGGGUCGAGUCAGCAAUACGCAAGCGUAUGCCUCGCGCUUCAGCAUCGGCAAAGCGACAGCACGGUCUUUCCAACCCUCGCGAUACUAGACAUGAAAACGGUUUAGUAGGACCCGGGAAGCGCGUCUCUAAGCAGAAAAGCCAGGUCCACCUGAACGGAAAUGCGAAGCAGCCCAUCGACGAUGCAGCCACGCCCCCGAUUCCCUCGACACCGCCUCCUUACGCAAACGGAUACUCCAAGCAACCGACUGAGAUGCCUGCCGACAAUAGGGUCACGGAGUCUUUGAGAAGAGGCUCUCUUGGCGGCUUCUCCGAAUCUUCGUCAUCUGAGUCUUACCAAUCUCAUGUCGGACAAACCCAUCUCGAGGAGAACCACCGUCGUAUCGAUGUAAAUGCUACCAAGAACUCCAAUGUCCACCGUGAUCCUGGUCCUUUUGGUGUCGACUUCGCUCUUACUGUCCUCCGGUCCUGCCCCCUGCAAGAUACUAUUGCCAUUCUCAUCAUCUUAAUGCAGAUCCCCCCUCUUGCUUUGUCCGGCAUAUAUGUGCUUUUCACCUUGCUUACCUUCGUGACGAGCAAUGGCCUGACCUUUAGCGAUGUAUUCGAAUGGAAUCUAGGUGCCCCUUCUUUGGCGACUGUCGUAUGUGUUGAUGGUAUCGUGCUUUUAAUAUGGCUAUUCCUAUGGGGUCCGAUUCAACACGUCAUUCUAGAUCUAGCACAGAUGGUCAUUGCCUUAGGCCUGGGUGGUGGCUCGAGUUCAAGAGAUGGAGGCUCCAUGAAGAACACACUCAUCUGUCUCAGCAUGAUCCUAUUGUCUCACGUUCUGCGUCACACAACGAUGAAGUAUUCUCCCCUGGGAUAUCUCUUGGGCUCGAGCCGCUUCAUGGCUCCUGAUCUUGACGACCCCCUUGAGUCUUUAGAGUCCAUACGUGGCUAUGACAAAGUACAGACGGGAUGGUUCGGUUGGGUCAAGAGCAUAUUGGCCAUCCACAUUUUGACGCAGGGUCUCGUUAAAUACAUUCGAGAUUGGUACUUAAGACGCGAGAGACGCGACAUCCUAGCUCAGAACGCCGCCGAUCCCGAGGCAGGAAAAUCUUUUGCUGCAGAAAAUGACGGAGGAUUUUCUACUCCAGAUAGCGAUACCGCGUCUCUUCAAAGUACGACAGCAUUAACUACAAAAAAGAAAAGAAAACAAAGCGCACAGAUUCGGAAUCGGCAGCCACUUUGGGCAGCCUUAGCGAGUACCAAAAUUGUCGUUGUAAAAGAAUAUGAACUUACUCAUGCCGCAGCGGAGUCCGCAGGUUCGAAUGCUACCGACAUUCAUAACCUGGGGAAUGCCCCUUUCAACACACAGCCUGAACAAAUUUGGAUAUCCUACGUUGGAUGCGACGAGGUAUGCUUCAAUACAAGCCAUUUCCCCGCUACAUCCGAGCCGAACGCUUCGCAAGGUAGUUCGAGAAUGGAAGUUUGCAAACCGUUCUACGUUAGGGUGAAUAACGCAGUCUGGCAACCCACUCGGAUGGUUCCGGUGCAUGAUGCCGAGGAGGAUGGUUGCCAGGGAAUUCGAUGGAGUGGGGAUAUUUAUGGGUUGACUCCUAUGUCAAACUACGAAUGCCAAUUCGUCAGCACCACAACACAUGAGGUUUUGUUCUCGACUAGUGUUAGGACCACCCAAGCCAAGUCGGCAGAUGUGGAUGCUAGUACCAACAAGCCUACCGGUCAACGAUCUCUUCGACUUGAUUCGCCCAUCACAACCCUCAGGACUUCCAUCGCUGCCGCUGAAAGCAAAUUGGCUGAAGAGAAGGCUCGCCAGAAAGCGUUGCGAAAGGAGUUCCACCGCAAGGCAAAUGCCUUGAAGAAGGAGAAUGAAAAGCUUUCUGUAGCAGUUCUGUCAGCCGGCACGGGUGACGAUAAGCUACGCCAAAAAAUCCAGCAGAAUACUACCCAGCAGAAGCAGGCCGAGCAGGCGGUGAUGAACGUGGAAGCAGAAUUGAAGGGGCUUGAGUCAAUUCCUGAAUCUUUGAGAUCUGCCUGGAAAUCUAAGCAGUCUACGUGGACCAAGGAGAAGGCCAAGUACGACAGCGCCGUUGCUGCGUUUAAGGGGUUCAAAGCGUCUGUCGAUCGUGGAAUCAAAGCUCUUGAGGAAGAGAAGACUAGCCUUCAAGGAAAACGCAACAAGAUUAGCAAUCGCAUAGCCAAAGUCGACGGUGAGCAUGCACGGAUAGCUGACGCCAAUGCUCGCGGCCUUGAUGAAGCAGAACGCCGUCGGCAAGCUCGGGAGACGUACGAAAACGAUAUUGCAAAAGUCGAGCGUGAUCUUAUCGCCAAGAUCAACGAAGUAGACACCGCCAUUUACAACAAGGAACAGGAUAACAUGGCACUGAAAGCGCAGCUUGAUUCGUUUCACACGCAACAACAGGCAGCUUAUGCUUACGCCGCCACCUACGAAUUUCCCGAUGCUACCGUACCAUAUUCAUCUCCAGGCCCAGUUCCAUCAACACAAGCGACUGCAAAUAAUGCGACCCCGUAUGAUGCUACCGCUUCCUGGAACAACAGUUUGUAUAAUUCCUCACUUUGGGGUCACUCAGCACUUGCGCCAGGAUUCAUGUCGCAGGGAGCUGCCACAUCGAAUAAUGUUCAGCAGCCUCGUACUAAGGCUAGAGGUCGUUCAUCCUCGAUGCUUAGUGAUGUGUCUGGAUUUACGCAAGUCAGCACGCCGGAAGAUGAAGGAAACAGUACAUUUCCAGCCAUUUCACACGGCCAAAAUAACUCUGGGUAUUCAAGCGUUCCUCCUGGUUUUGAGUUUCCGACGCCAACUGGACCUCGAAGCGAUGCUGACGGCGAGGCUGUGAGCCUUGGUAGUGGUAGUGGUAGUCUCAGUGGGGGCAGCUUUGGAACUGGUAGCGACGGGGAUCCAAUGAGCCCUCCACCGUAACCCAUCAAUUCGUCCAAUGGUUUACGCUCGCCAAGCUGAGGUGUGGAGGCUGAAGGCUAUCUUGAUACGUACCUAGGUUUUCCGCAACGGGGAUGUCCAUCUUAUCUGUUCAGGCUGAGUAGAUUGGAAUAGGCAAUGAGAAAGUUUGUUCUUUUAUACCGCAUCUCUUGAGAUCUUGCAAGCUAUUUAUUACUUUAUUUAUGUAUGUGAUGUGACUAGUUAUGUACAUAGGUAAGCUCCUGGAAGUGAUACUGAUGUAAGUUAUCAUACGUACCAAUCUAUAGACU